Culicoides brevitarsis is the source of this 2573-nucleotide messenger RNA. Its product is annotated as zinc finger protein 11-like. The transcript has 3 exons. Gene Ontology annotation, cellular component: nucleus. The record is from RefSeq and is a predicted model, not a curated record. Gene Ontology annotation, biological process: regulation of transcription by RNA polymerase II. Gene Ontology annotation, molecular function: RNA polymerase II transcription regulatory region sequence-specific DNA binding; DNA-binding transcription factor activity, RNA polymerase II-specific. The coding region runs from base 33 to 2558 and encodes 841 amino acids. Lineage: Eukaryota; Metazoa; Arthropoda; Insecta; Diptera; Ceratopogonidae.
UUUUGUUGGAAAUUGACAAAAAUGGGGAAUAUAUGUUCCAAAUUCUCUCGAAUACGGAUCUCGCAUGGAAGAUGCAGUCAGGAGAAAAGCGUUUCAAGACGAUUAGCAGGAAUCCCUUGAGUCGCGAGCAAGAAACAUGUCAACAAUGCUUCGAAACAAUAAGUAUCAGAAUGUUUUGCGAAGAUCAAGGAGCGGAAUUCGAGUCAGUUUUCAUUAAAAAUGAAACUCCGUUGGAUAUUAAAGAAGAAAAAGUCGAAGAACAAAAGCCUGUAUCUCAAAAAGUGUCUCAGAAAAAUGUUAUUGUUUUGAAACCGAGUCCCUUUGAAGGUUUUUCGAAGAUUGUUUCGAUUAAAAAACCAGAAAAAAGAUUUCUUCCAAUUCAAAAUGUUGUUGUUAAACGAAUUAUCAAACCAAAUGAAACAACUUUAAAGGAAAUAUCCUUGAAAAAUCUGAAAAUUGUUAAAAUAGUACAAAAUACUCAGAAAACUGUUGUUUCUCCCGAAGUUAAAAUACCCGACUCGUCAGUAAAUGCCUUAAAAUCACAAAAAGAAAGAGUUUCUGAGAAAAAUUUUACUGUAGAGAAGGAAAAAGAUGUUCAAAUUUUAUCUCCCAUAAAAGAAAUUAUCGACUUGGAAGCUGAAGAAGAAGUAACAACAGAAAAAAUUAUUGAAAAAACAUCAUCUUUGCCCUCAAAAGUCACACGAAAAGUCAUUGAAAAAGCAAAAACUCAACAAAUUUUUAUUCCUGAUGGUGUUGAAUUGCCAGAUUUAUCGAAAUUUGUUCCUCCCUUUAGUUUCUCUGUAAAUCAAUCAGAUGGAAGUACAUCAUAUGUGUCACAAGAACUCCAAAAUGGCACUCUUUGGAUCACAAAUUUCGACUUGAAUGCAUUAAAAUGUGAAAUUUGUGACGAAAUAUUCUCUUCUAUUGGCGGAUUAUGCGUUCAUCGACGCGAUAAACAUUUUUUUCAACCCAACUCCAUCGAAUGUGCUGCUUGUCAAGAAAUUCGCCAAUCAAAUCUGGAAAAACUUCGACAUACUUUGUAUUGUAGAAAACGAGAGGAAAUUAAAGCUGGUUAUUGUUACAUUUGUUCGAAGCAAUUUGACGGUCAAUUAAAGCUUAGUCGCCAUCUGAAAGAAAAUCACAAAAAAGUUCUUGAAUUUCUUCCAAACGCUGAAUUGCUAACGAAAUGUUACAUGUGCAGAAAAAUGAUCAGAACGAGAUACCAAAACGAGCACUUGAAACAUCAUCGUAACGAAAUGAAGGCAGCCCAACAAAAAAUCAUAGAAAAAGAGAAAUAUCAAGCGAAUUUGUCGGAUAUCGCAAAAUUUCAAGUUGUGCCGGAAGGAGUUGAAUUACCAUCGACGACUUUAUUGCGAGAGACACGAUAUUCGAUGAAGCAUCCGCAACCAGAUGGAACAAUUGCCUAUUUAGAAAGUCAGGGCGACAAUCUUUGGAUAACGAAUUUCGACUUGACAAAUCGUCAAUGCGACUUGUGUGAAAAAAAAUUUCCAUCAAUUACGUCUUUGGUAUGCCAUCGUCGUGAUUUUCACUUUUUCCCUGCUGAUUCAACUGAAUGCACUGCCUGCUCCGAACGUUUCUUCGGGGCUUUUACACUAAGUCAUUCGCUGUACUGUCGAAAACGGAAAGAAAUUCGUGUUGGAUUUUGUUACCUUUGUAAGCAACAAUUCCAAAAUUAUGCCUCGCUUGAAAAACAUUUGGAGGAAAAAGUCAAAAUUCAAAAGGAACAAAAAGAGAUUUAUGUCGAUUGUGAAAUUUGUGAAAAGAAAGUUUGUAAAAAGCAACUAAAGCAACAUAUGGCGAUUCACGAACGACCGAACAUUUUCGAAUGUGCUCAUUGUGAUAGGAAAUACACGCGAAAAACGAUGAUGUUGCAGCAUUUGGGACAUCAUCAUUUUCCGUCGUUGUGUAAAUAUUCGUGCGAGAAAUGCGAAAAGCCAAAAUUUUUCAUGAAAAGUAACGAUUGGCGACGACACAUGGACUCGCAUGAAGGCAAGAAAUUCGUUUGUAAUCAUUGUGAUAAGACAUUUACGAAAAAUGGAUUGAUACAUCAUCGACAACACGUGAAAAAUGUCGAAUUGAAAAAACUUAAAGGAGACAAAGGGCAAGAGCCUCAAGCAACAUGCAACAUUUGUGGAAAAGUCUUUAAAAGUGCGUAUUGUUUGCGUUCGCACAUGAGAUCGCAUUUACCGAAAUCAGAGAGAAAGCACAAAUGUCAGUAUUGUGAAAAACGAUUUAAUAGUGUUUCCCAAAAAAUCGAACAUGAAAGAGAUCAUACAGGAGAGAAACCUUAUGUUUGCACAUUCUGUGAAAAAGCUUUUGCGAAGAGACAAACAUAUACAGAUCACGUGAGAGUUCAUACAGGACAAGGAUAUAAAUGUGAACAUUGUGACAGAAUACUAAAUGAUCACAGUAGUUUUCGUAAACAUUUGAAAAUACACGAAGCAAAGCUGGGUAUUAAACUAACGUAUUCGAGAGAAGAAAGACGUUUAAAAUCGAUUGGAUUGUUAGAAAAAAUGCAAGGAACUACAUAUUUAUAAGCUUUUUUGUUGAAU